UAACAAUAAUAAUCAAAGAUGAAAGGACCAACGGCUUUUGCCAUGUUAGCAAUGAUAGUCAUGGCUCUAGUCAUGGUGCACCCAAGUGAAGCCAUUAGUUGUGGUGAACUUACUAACAUGCUCACACCGUGCCUACCCUACCUCAGAUCUGGUGCAGGAGGCUCACCCACAAAGAGUUGUUGUGAUGGUGCCAGGAAGGUUCAAGGUGCCACCCGGAGCAAAGCGGAUAGGCGAACCGCUUGCAAAUGUUUCAAGAGCUCGGGACCUCAGCUAAAGGUUCGACCGGACCUUGCCGGUAGCCUUCCAGGAAAGUGUGGUGUCUCCACCACCAUUCCGAUCAAUCCCAACAUCAACUGCGACUCGAUUUGAUGAGUUGUCGGAGACUAAUAGGCAAUGAUAGGAGGCAUGACGGUGUGGUGGUGUUUAGCCGCCGGAAUAAAUAAAUGUGUUUCUUUUAUAUGUUAUCUAAAGUUUGGUAUUUUAUGUACUAGUCAUAUUACAUAUACAUUAUAAAUAAAGUAUGCCAUCAGUUUACGUAAUUCA
Messenger RNA from Helianthus annuus (common sunflower), 543 nucleotides. Its product is annotated as non-specific lipid-transfer protein AP10-like. Gene Ontology annotation, cellular component: membrane. The transcript has 2 exons. Gene Ontology annotation, biological process: lipid transport. The record is from RefSeq and is a predicted model, not a curated record. Gene Ontology annotation, molecular function: lipid binding. Lineage: Eukaryota; Viridiplantae; Streptophyta; Magnoliopsida; Asterales; Asteraceae. The coding region runs from base 19 to 369 and encodes 116 amino acids.